AGAGGCUCCGGGGCGCCGUUCAAACCGUCCGGUAGCAGUUGCCCUCCUGCUUGGCGUCGCUCGCCAUCGCCUUCGCCUCGCUUGGUCCGGGCGCGCUAUGGAGGGCCGGGUGGUGUCUCCGGGUCCCUACCGAGCCACCAAGCUAGUAAGCGGGGCGGAGAAAGCGGCGAGGGAGGGACUCGCCCCGGGGCGAUGAAUGCAGAGCGGCGCAUUAGCUAGCAAGCCCGGAGUGCGCGGUUGGGGCGGCUUCACACGUGACACAGUUCGCGUGUCUGCUUGUCUUCGUGUCUGUUUUGUUCUUUAAUAAGAACUUUUUCUUUUUUAAGGUUGCCUUUUGGGGCCCCGAAAGAGCUUCUCUCCCCCCCCCCCAUCCUUUCCAGGUGCUUGAAACCAAUAAAAACACACACAAUGAAACAAAAUUAAACCCAAAGAAAAUAGAGAAAACCUUCAGACUGGGCAGGGGGUGGGGGCAGUUUGUGGGGUGGGGGUGGGGUUCUACCAGUUUAAAAGCCAUCAGGGAUGUGGUUUGUUUUAAUUUCUUUUUGCACGCUACAGUCAUGGCAUGCAGAGGUUUUUCUCUUCCUUGUCCACAUGCUAGUAAGCAGCAACUGGCUUCUUUGCCCAAGGACACCAGGGAUGGGGAAAUUGUGAUCCCCCAGAUGAUAUUGGAUUGUGCGGUCCCAGCCAGCAUAACAAGUGGUCGGGGAUAAUGGGAGUUGUAGUCCAAUAAGAUAUGGAGGGUCACAGUUUAUUGAUUCCCCGUGGACAUGGGGUGUAAAGUCCUCCAUGUGUGAUUGCUACAUGCAGCACUACCCAGAAGUGGUUUCUAUUUAGGGCCACGAAAGAUGUUUAGAAAAUUAUCCAGUGCCACACUGGUGAAGCUGGUAUUUUUAAUUUGGUUUGCCCUUUUGCCUAGAAGUGCAUGUUUAACAUCAUACACAAAGUGGUUACUACUCCAUGUUAGAAUCUAUGGAUUAACACCUGUAAGUAUGCAUUGACAGGUGCUAACUGCUCUUAAGGGGCCUUGAAUAUGUUUAGUGGUUAAUGAAUAUGUGAUUCGUGGUGGCAGGACAAAACAUUUGCCUAUAUUGAGGAAGCCGUGGAGUGAUCAUAUGACUCCUCCUUUGCACACCUGCAGAUUCCACACUUCACAGCACUGCCGUGUGUAAUCAGCCCUUUGUUAAUACCCUUCUAGCUAAGGAGGAAUGUUACUACAUUUUCAAUUGCCAUUAUGGCUGAAAUGAGGAUUCUGACAUGCAUUAAUUCCUUGAUAAACAGCACAGGGUUUGUGGUAUAUUUGGGCGUUGGUGCAUUAUGUGAUGGAUAACUUAUUGUUUCAUUACCAAUUCCAAACUGCAGCUUCUGCUUAGCUUAUUCUUGUUGUUUUUUAAAACCUAAAUUUCACUUCUGCCUUGUAGUGGAAUGAAGUUACUAAAUAUUUUCGGGCAGAAAUGCCACGAAGGAAACACAGGCAACACUUCAAAAAAUAUGGGAAUUGUUUUACUGCAACAGAAGCAGUCGACUGGCUUCAUGAAUUACUGAAGAAUAACAGUAAUUUUGGUCCAGAAGUUACUAGGCAGCAAACUAUUCAGCUGUUAAGGAAAUUUCUCAAAAAUCAUGUGAUAGAGGAUAUAAAAGGAAGAUGGGGCUCAGAGAAUCUAGAUGACAACCAUAACUUGUUCAGGUAAUAUAUAACCAUAUUGAUAGAACUGGGAAAAAUGGGUUGACUGGAUGCAAAAGUCCUUUUGAUUUCCCCUGUUUCAUGUGUUACUACCAAAAAUAAUGAGGUUUUAAUUUAUUCAGUUUCCACCUUUGAGUAACAUGGAAUUGAAAAUUAGCUGUAACAUAAGACCAGCAUCUAGUAGUAUGAUAUAAUAUGCACUAGGCUUGUGCCAAACUGCUUGGGAAACUGGGCUUACUUUAUCCUGUUCAUACAACGAAAGAAUUCUUCUUCCUACGUUUCAGUACUUGUAUGUGACAUGUAUCCAUUACCUUAAUGAAAAUUGUUGACUUUUAUACUGUAAGUGUUUUUGAGUGAUGAACACUUUCCCAAAUACUUUGAAAUGCAAACUGUGUUUCAAAAUAGUCUGUGACGCUUCAAUGUUGAGCUUUUGUGUUUUAAAAUUACAGGUUUCCUUCAGUUUCCCCAGUGAAAAUUCUGCCACGUCGGUAUCCGUUGAGUGAGAGCACAGAUAAUAUUUCUAAACAGACAGAAAAGACAUUUAAGUUACCACAUUUCUCCAGAAGAACACCCAAAAAAUAUGAAUUCCGGGAAUGUAAGGUAAUAGGUUAUUUCUGACUCUGAUUCUAUGACUCAUUAUGCACACUUACCUGGGAGUAAACCCAUGGAACACAGACCUGCUUCUGAGUAUUUAUUUAUUAGAUUUCUAUCUCUCCAAGGAGCUCAGUGUAGCAGCAUACAUGGUUCCCCUCUUCUCCAUUUUAUUCUCACAACAACCCUGUGACGUAGGCUAAGCUAAGAGAUGGCAACUGACCCAAGGUCACCCAGUGAGCUUCAUGGCUGAGUGGGAAUUUGAACCCAACUCCAGACCAAUGACCAUGCUGGCUGGAGCUGAUGAACACGGUAGUCCAACAGCAUCUGGGAAAGCUACAAGUUGCCCACUACUACAUUAUGGUGUUGCAGGAUUGCUGUAAACAUUGUGGGAACAGCUAACUGAUGAGCAAUUGUGGGAACAUCCAUUAGCGGUCUUCUGGCUUCCAGACUCCUGGAAGGAUGGGGGUGGAGAACGGUUGUUAUGAGACAGUAUGACUCUCCCAACUCUUGAGUAAAAGUCUUGACUAUACAUAUUUAUAAUGCCUUUUAUUAUGGCUGCUUUGUAGGAGAACACAGAAAAUGUGAAAAGUGAAAUGAUGGAAGAGGACAGGAAAAAUAUGUGCAUCAGACAAAUAACCCAAGCAGACAUAGACGAAGUUUGGAGAAACACGGUUGUGAUACAGUGAGUGACAAAUGGUCUUCUUCACUCCUCUCAUUUCCCAAUGUGCCUAAGGAUCGAAUCGUUAACUUCUUGGGCAAAGAUCAUUGUAGUGGUCCUGAUGGUCAGCUGAGGUUCUCAAAGCAUUCUGUUGGGAGAAGCCUCCUUUUAAGUUGUAUAUUUUAUUGCUGGCAGAGCAUUUUGAGUACAGUCGUACCUUGGUUUUUCAAAUGCCUUGGGAGUCGAACGUUUCGGCUCCCGAACGAUCGAAAACCAGAAGUGAUUGUUCUGGUUUUCGAACAUUCUUUGGAAACCAAACAUCUGACGCAGCUUCCAAUUGGCUGCAGGAGUUUCCUGCAGCCAAUUGGAAGCUGCGCCUUGGUUCUCAAACGUUUUGGAAGUCAAACGGACUUCCGGAACGGAUUCCAUUUGACUUCCAAGGUACCACUGUACUGGAAACUUUGAGCUUAGCAAGCUUAUACACCAAAUUGAAUUAAAAUAUUAGCAUUUCUAAAGAGCACUAGUCCUACUAAAACAUAAAAAGUGCAUGGAUUAUUGUAGUAGCUUAAGCUGGGAAGAAGAGUUAUUUCUUCUAGGGAAGAAUGUGUGUGCUUUGUCUCUGGCCCUGUUUAUAUUUUAAUGAUAAGCUCCUCUGGUUAAUUUCUUUUAAAACCUAUUUUUAAUGGGUAAUGAAGAUAGCUUGUUUAACUAACUACAGUUUGCUUUACUCCAUCUCUGGUUCAUAUGUAAUACCAAGCCAGGUUUUGUGAAAACCAAAACUAAACUCAGCCAAACUCCUCCUGGCUGCAUAGCUGAUAAUGAGCAGAGGGAGGAGUGUGUGAGCCCAAAACUCACAGCAGCUCAUGCAAAUAGUGGUAAAUCAUAGUUAAGCAUUACUUAUGAACACGGCUUCUGUGAUACUUCAUGGAACUUCUGUUGGACUUUUGAAGAUGCCCGGUCUCUAGUGUCCUUGUCCUUUACCUGUCUGCACUUAACAGAUUUAUCCUUGCUUGUUAUGAUGCCUUAGACACCACAGGAAAAUUCAUUUCGAACUAGGCACUAAAGUGGAUUUACAUGCCCCCCCCUCUUCCCCUAUACUAUGAUUUAUUUACUGUGAUCACCCAGUGGUGAAGUUUUCAUGAAAGCUUGGUUUUGAUUUGCAGGCAGUAACAUUAAGAACACAGUAAAACGAUAUGCUUAUCAUUUCAGAGAUGUUUGAACAUCAAUAUAUAUUGAAUCCUUUUGCAAGCCUGUUUUCUUUAGAGACCCCCCAAAGUGAUGUGCUCAGUUCUGGAAUUAUCUGGUGUUGUGUUUUUUUCCUCCUUGCAGUUUGCAAACUAUUUUAGGCAUGCCAUCACUCAACGAAGUAUUGCACCCUGCACAAAUAGUUCCUCGGUACAUAAUAUACAACAUGACUAAUACAAGUAAACGUGGUGUUGUUCUUCUGCAAGACAAAUCAGGCAAGUCCUGUACAAUUAUUUGAAAACCUGAUUUCCACCCCACACCCUUCAAAUAUUACGGAAAGUGCAGCAUUUCUCCUGUCUGGUAAUUUAACAUUGGCAUUAAAAUCUAAUAAUUAAAAUCUAAUAAUUAAUUAAUUAAUAAAGCCCUCAGUAAUUUGAAAGAUAUAUGCCUCCUUUCCUACAGGCCCUCCCAGAUGCUAAGAUCAGCAGAGGGGGCUCUCUUGGUAGUUUCCCCUCCCUCAGAAGUUUCCGGGGUGCCCUGGGAGAGGGCAUUCUCUGUGGAAGCCCUAAGUUGUGGAAUUCCCUCCCCAUGGGGGGGGCGGUGCCUGGCUUCUUCACUAUUCCGCUUUCAGUGAAUUUUGAAGAUGUGCCCGACCUUUGACACCUGAGACGUUUGUUUUCAGAGCCUCGCCCCCUGUUUUGUGUGAUUGUGAUCUGUUUUAACUGUUUCAAGUUUUUAAUUGUAACCCGCCCCGGGAUGUGCUAGUGAAAGGCGGGUGAUAAAUGCAAUCAUAAUAAUUUCAGCAGAACUUCAAUGUAAAUAUGCUUCAUUAUCACAACCUAGCACAAGGGAAGAAGGAGCAAAGGGGAAGUCUAGAACUUUUCCUUCUUCUCAAACUACAUGUUUUAAAACCGGUUAUGUCAGCUAAGGGUUAGCUAGUGUGAUGCAGUGACUAGAAAAUUAACCAUGAAGCUUUUUUAGAAUGUGACCUUGAGCAGCUGGUAACUCUUGUUGUAAUUCCCAGCUAUGUCUCAUGGGUAGCAUGAGGGUUAAAGUGAGAUGUUAUAUCUUCCAGAAUAUGCCCUUAGAUGAUGGAUGAAACAGGACAAAUAGAAAGAAUAUGUGAAGUCUUAAGAAUAAUAAUGGGAACUGGUUAAUUUGUCUCUUCCUUCCUCUACCCCCUUCCUUGCAGAAGACCUCCCUCACUGGGUACUGUCAGCUAUGAAGUGCUUGGCAAACUGUAAGUUAGACACACAUUGUUUGAAAUGUCAGGUGCUAAAAUAGAAAUGGAAAACAGAAUAGAAAUACCAAUACUACAUUGGUGACAUCUGCUGGGCUCUUAUUUAUUCUGGGCUUCCAAUAAUCUGAUUUUUAGAAUAUUUUAUGAGAUAAGUGAAAUUAAGGCCGAAAAAAGAGCAAAAUAGUAACACUGUAAUUCCAUAAAUGCACCACAAAUUUGUGCCUGAUCUGUACAAUGGCAGUUCUUAAAAUAAUUGCUGUGUUACGUCUUGUCAGGGGGCCAUCCACCACCAUACCCCAGCCAGAAUAACUAACUAACUUUAUUUUUGCCACUCAGGAAGAUAAUUCCAUUUGCAUUAUUAUGUAUAAUGAUGGUUAUGGCCGAAAUCCUAACUCCUGCCGUCAGGGCUUUUCAGAGCAGCAGAGUGGCUGCCACAUCCACACACCAGCCACUCACUGAAUACAGAAUGGGGGGAGGAGGCUUGUACCCCAUCCAUGUACCAGCUGCAGCAAUUGGGCCCAAUCCUAGGCUGGCUCCCCUUUGAGAAUGCCUGUUUCUGAGCUUUAUACUGCUGGAGAUCCUGCCUGCUAACCCCUACCAUAAAGGGGGUUGGAGUCCUCUGCCCCAUAAGAUCUCUCUCUCUCUCUCUCUCUCACACACACACAGCUCUUUGUGCUGUUUCGUGUUGUAAAUUUUUGAAGAGUCAAGUUCAGUGUUACUGAGAUUUAUUUCCUUUUGUAUUUUAGGGCCUAGAAGCAAUGGCAUGAGCCAGCCAAUGUACAUGGGCUUUGAACGAGAUGUAUUCAAAACAGUUGCCGACUAUUUUCUUAGUAUUCCUGAACCUUUGCUUACAUUUCAGUACUAUGAGUUAUUUGUGAAUAUACUGGGUACGUAUUCCUCUAGUUCUGAGGCACCCCAAACUUUAAUGGGCAUUUGAGAAGAUGGACUAAGACGCCAUGUGUCUGAGCGAAAUCACUUGGUUUUCACUUGGAAAUCACUUAUUUUCAGAGUGAACUCUGGCUGCCUUAAUAGGACACGUAAUUUAUUAUAAAUUUUAACAGCUUGGUUUUCUGUUCUUAGUCUUUGCACUGAAUGCUGAACACAGACUGGCUUGUUAUGUGUCCUUAGUCUUGCAUAUCUGAGCUAUCUGUUGCACUUAUGUUUUUGAAUAUCCUCUGACUGAGCAAGUGUUCUUUUCAACAUGACUAACAUUUCUGACUUAACUUUUCUGACUUGUGUUGCUUGUCUUGUUGCCCUGUCACAUCGCCUGCAUCUGAACUUGUAUUUCAUUUUCUGAUAGUUUUGUGUGGCUACAUCGCAGUUCCAAAUAGAUCCAGUGGAAAAUCUAGUGCACGGAAUGACUUGACUCUUUCAAAAACUCCACCCUUAAACUCUUUCAAGUCAACCGAAUGCCUUCUGCUAAGUUUGCUCAAGACUGGCGAAAAGGACAAAGCUGAGGCUUCCAAAACAGUUUCUGUAAAGUGUACAGCUGAAAAGGGACAUGAUAAAAAGUUGCAGCAUGAUAGUUUGCCUUGUGAACAUGCCACCAUUCAUGAACUAGCAGGUGGAAGUUGUCAGGACCUUUCAAGACUGAAAAAUGAACAAGCUGUGCCUCUCAAACUUAAGGCAAGGUGUUACUCUUUGGAGGGAAUUGCAGAUACCGCCUCAGGCAAGUGUAGUAAAGACGGACUAAAAACACUUUCUGAAACUGGAGUUCAUAUACCGUUCUCAAGUAAUGGAGACCAGCUGUUUCACUCUGCACGUAAUCCAGACUGUUUCUUGGAUCUUUGUUCAGAUGUCGCUGGCCCAAAACAAACAUGUGGCUUCAAGAGAGUUUCUGCAGCCAGUAUUCCAGACCAAGAGCUAUCUAGUGGUAACUACAAAUCAAAGCAACUUUGCAGAUCUCGUAGUUUACGUGGAAAUAGCAGCUCUAGCUGGUGUGGUGCCCAUGUUCCAGUUGCAGAGAUCACGGUGAAACCACAUCCUUUGGGCCAUCUGGGCCAAAAAACCCAAAGCACCACUACACUGGUUACUAAAAUAGGAAAUAAACCUGGGAAUUCUGAUAUGGCCAUCAGUAAAAGACUAUGCAAAAGUGCAACACAACUUUCAGAAAACACGCUUCCCCCCAGCACCCUUAUGUUGACUGGCACAAGUAAGAUUGCUUUCCUGAGCAUGGGAUUUAUUUAUUUAUAUUUACUAACUAGUUUGUUUUUCUGCCUUUUUUUUUCCCUUUGCACAAACCCCAAGGUUUUAAAUGACUAAACAUAUUCAACAAGAUUUGUCACAACGGUUCCUAGGGCCUUUGAGGUUCAGUAAUUUUUAAAAACUAAUAUUUUGCCAUGCAAGCAUCAGUAUUUUCUGUAGUGCAUGCUAAUGCCAAGUAUGUGUGCUCUUCUGUCAAUGCUGUUAUAUUUGUGUAAUUCAGCAUAUUUGUAACCCACGUAGCUACUGGGCAACUCUUCCAAACAACAUAUAGAGAAAAGAGAGAAGCUGCUGUUGGGCACGGACUGCUAAAUCACUCGUCUAGUCUCUAAACUUCUAAACAACCAGCUAGACGUUUUUAUGUAACUGGACUUUAGCACACUUCGGUGUUAAAAUAAUAACGUUUCGUUUUCAUUUGCUCUUCACCUGUAUUGCUGGAGCAAAAUGAAGCGACUUCAGGAUCUUAGCACAAAAGUCUAGGAUAGAGCACAUAACUAACUUCUUAACUGAAGUAGAAUCAAUUACCGUAAAACUAUUACUUUGUGUUAUGCAGGGAAAUUAACGUGCAGGAUUGCUAAUUCUGCUUUUGAUACAGUUACUGAGAAUAAUGUCUGUCCCCAAUUUUUAAUUUGCUAGAGAUGCUCCAAUCUCAUUUAGAAAGAGUUGCUAUUGAAGCACUGCAGAUCUGCUGCUUAUUGCUUCCUCCAUCAAAUCGCAGAAAACUUCAACUCUUGAUGCGUAUGAUCUCUCGAAUAUGUGAAAAUGUUGAUAUGCCACGACUUCAUGAUGCAGUUGGCACCAGGUCUUUGGUAAGAUGCGUUGCUUUCCAAUUUUUUCUUAAGUUGUUCCAUUGUACAACUGAAAUUUUAGGCUUCCAAUGUUAUCAGUCUUCCCUUCUGUGCCAUUGUUACUGUUAAGGGGAUAUGUCUUGGGAAGGAACAUGAUACCACAUUCUUUCCCAAAUAAUUGCCACAAUACAAUUCUUUUGUUUCCUAACCAGUUUGUUUAAAUGUUUCCAGAUGAUACAGACAUUUUCUCGAUGUAUAUUGUGUUGUGAAGAAGAAGUUGAUCUUGAUGAGUUGCUUGCCAUAAGAUUAGUAUCCUUUCUAAUGGAUCAUCACCAAGAAAUUCUGGAAGUCCCGAUUUACUUACAAGUGGCCGUACAAGAACACUUAGAAAUUUUAAAAACUACUCAGGUGAGGGAAAAGGUUGAAGCAUGCCUUUCAUGCUUCAAACAGAAACUCUUAUGAGUCAGAGAUCUUAACUCCUGAGCUUGCUGUCUUUUUUCUCAGCCUGGAUCUUGGGACACAUUAGUUAACUAUUUAAGGCUCCUACUUAAAAUGCAGAACUUGACAUUUCUUGCCCCUUAAACUUAAGGAUGUUUUGCAUCCUUGAGGUACUAUUCUUCCCAUAUCUUCAGGCAAUUGUAAUAGUUUGGCUCCUAGCAAAGAUUCUGUAGAAAUCAUUUGGUUGCUUUCUGGCUAUUACAGCGGUGCCUUGGUUGUCAAACUUAAUCCAUUCCGGGAGUCAGUUCGACGCCUGGUACCGUUCGAAAACCGAGGCACGUCUUCCGAUUGGCUGCAGGAGCUUCCUGCACUCAGUCAGAAGCCGAGGAAGCCGCGUCGGAUGUUCAGCUGCCGAAAAAUGUUCACAAACCAGAACACUUACUUCCAGGUUUGCAGCGUUCAGGAGCCAAGCUGUUCUACAACCCAGGUACCACUGUACUCAGUUUGGUCUUCAGGGAAUUCCAUGGACUUCCAGACCUGAUUAUUAAUUGGCAGGAAUCAAAUUUUCAUUCUGUUACUUCAUACUAUAACUGUUCUCUGCACUAUAAUUCUGAGUCCAAUGGCCCUGGGUACUUCUGUGGUUUCAGAAAAUUGGGUCAUAUUUUUAUCAUACUUUGAUUCCAUUGUUCAUUGGUAUCUUACCCUUUGGGAGUUUCAGCCUCUAUAAGUAGGUCAGUAUUAUUAUUAUUAUUAUUAUUAUUAUUAUUAUUAUCAUCAUCAUCAUCAUCAUCAUCAUCCACAUAUGACAGAUAGAGAGAGGGCUGAGAGAAUCCUGGUUUGAAACCCAUUCAGUGCAUCCCUGGCUUAGAUUGGAACUGGGAGCGUCAGACUGAGAGCACUUGCUGUUUAACAGAUGCACUAAACCAACUCUGUGUAAAAUGCCUGGAACUUGACAUUAUCUUUGUUUGCAGAUGGAGUGCCUAGGGGAAGAACUGAGCACCAUAUUUCCAACUUACUCCUACUGCGAGAGGAUAACUUCUCAGGAAUUUGAUGCACAAAAGAUUUUUACCUCUCAGGCAGCAGUUGCUGAGCUUCUGGAAAGCAUCAUUAAGGACAGAAAAUUAAGUGUGAAAGACAAGAAGAAGAAGCUUAAGCAGGUAAUAGAAGAUGUUAAACCUGCAUCAACAUUAUUUGUGAAGCAGGUAGCCAUUUAGUUUUCAGAACUGACAGUUAAGUUGCCUCUGGCAAUCUCAUUUAGAUGAAAAUUGUCUGCCUGGAAAUGGGUGCUUGCAGUGUGAAGAACAAAGGGAUCUGUUCAGCGGCAUCUUUUCUUUUUCCUUUUAAAAAAGCUGCAUCUGUUUCUGAAGCCUGCUACAGCCCCAUCACUGCUGCCUCUUCUGCUGUAGUGGUGAAAACAAGGCUUGUACCGCAAAGGUUUGAGUGGCACCUUAGGUCCGGCAAGUCGGGCAAAGAUAUAACAGCUCUGGUUGCUACUUUAAUCUUGCUGCUAAUUAGCAUUCUGCUUAGGCACUUAUCUGUGUUAAGCAGAUGUCCCUAUGGUACACCAGAACUUCUGCUGAGGUGUAGGUGGCUGCUCUUCUCAAUCUCCAAAAUUCGCCCCCAUCCCAGCUGUGAUGAACAGGGACUUUCUAGUGCUACAGUGUUCGUUGUGCCAGCUGCUUUGCCAGUGCAAAUGCGACUGUGUUGUAACUCCAUAAUGGGAGGACAUGGCAUUCUUUUAUGGGAUUGAAAUCCCUGGCUACAGCAUGCAGAAUCAUAUUUAGCCCAUCUCAAGAUGUCUGGCUGAAUGGCAAUGCAUUUUGCAAACUAGGGGUGUGUGGUGGUGGGGAUUCUUUUCGUUUUUUUAAUGGAUAAAGAGCAAGUCUGCAGUAGAGAUUUAUCCCUCCUUCACCAGCCGAAUCCUAUGCAUGUUGGCUUGGAAAUAAAUGCCACUGUCCAAUAUGAUUUGCUCUCCAAUUAGUCUUCAAAGGAUUUCAGGCUUAAAGGGUUAAUGGUGGACAUGCUGUUUUUGCAAUUGGUCUCUGCUUUGAUAUUACUAGUACUCUAAAAUGACACAUAACACCCCUGCAAUUGUUAUGAAAAAGUGCAUGCUAGGUUGAAUAAGUAGGGGUUCCCCUCCCCCCUCAGUAAGUGUUUAGUUUGGUUUAUUCAAGGUCACCUGACACACAAUUUACUGUAAUCUACUUUUGGGUAAAGUACAAUAUCUUUGGAAGCUUAAUACAGAGGAUUUCUGUUCUCCUGCAGAAACCUUUGAGUUUGUUUGUUUUUCCUGGACAAACCCCCUACACAAAAUUGUACUUGUCCCAGAACUUUUUAAGUCUUAUGACUGGAGUCCAGCUCUAAAGCAAGCAGCUUUUAAAUCACCAAGUUGUUGUUACUAUUCUCUGUACUCUCUUGUAGUAAUGGAGACUUUGUUGGGCUUAAAUUGUUUCUUAAAUUCAGCCAAAAGGACAUCAUGGCGUUUUAAAGUUCCUACUCUGUAGCUAGCUGGUUGCCAGUGAAAGAAUUGUUUCAUUCUGGAUAGCAAGAAGUCUUCAGCCAGUAUUUUGUAGCAAAGUAGAAUGUUAAAAUUGAAUAAAUAAAAUAAAUAGAAAAUAAAACAAACUUGGCCACCUCCCUGCUCACCCCUGACUGUCUUUAUAAGAGUUCUUACUUGGUUGUAGCACUGUGUUUGUUUUUUGUAACUUCAGUAUGACUAACAUGGCAACUUGUUCCUCAGUUUCAGAAAGAGUAUCCCGAGAUCUAUCGAAACAGAUUUCCAACCACAGAAAGUGAAGCCAUCCUGUUUGAAGACAGGCCCACAAUUAAGCAGCCAAUGCUCAGCCUGCGAAAGCCAAAGCUUCGUACCCUGAGAAGUUAAUUUUAUGUCUUUUGACGAAUCUGAUGUUUGUAAAGCCAUUUUGCUUGGAAAACAAAUAUUAGCCACAUUUAAGUGAGCGAGUAUACAAAAAUGUGAAUUUGUUGAACUGUGCUAAAAUAGGUUGGGCCCCAGGGUUCCCUUGUCAUACCUAAAGUCUGGAAAUGACGACAUUGAUGUUUACAAAAGAAACCAACCAAUGUAAAUAGAUAAUAUUUGUGUGUGAGUGGAGUUGGGUGAAAUGAAGGGUAACCAAAAAUGUACAGAUACCAAUAGCCAAAAAGAAAGAGAUGGUGGAGUUGGUAGAAUUGAGAAUGCAUGCUAUAACCCAUUCCAAGAAAUGGGGCAUACUUUUACCUCAGUAAGCUGGUGUUUGUGUUAAUUUUCAAGAAGUACUGCAUUUUUAUUUUUAUUUAGAAAUUGUAAGUAGAAAAGUAGAGGAUUUAUUAUUAUUUUUUGAGUGAAAGCAAUAGGUUUGCAAGCAACUUGAUUCGACAGCUUUUACUUUUCAAUUUGCACUUACCGUGUAUGUUGGUCGUCUGUUGUCUUGAAACUUUGCAUGGUCCACUGUCGACCAAGAAGAGGCAGGAGAACAAGGAGGCAUGGAACAUGUGUCACAGUGUUAAACAGAAGAGAGUGAUGGAAAGCUGAUCAUCUUUGCACAAAUCCAGCCUUUCAUAGAAAAAGGCUUCAACAGCCAUAAAGAAGUAAUUAAAAGCCUUGCUUUCAAUGGUUCGAAGUGUGUUACAUUUGCAGUCCUGGAAUAUUUGGAAAUACGUGGUUAAUGGGUCACUGGUCCCAUUGUGUUGAGUUUUUCUUCCCAUGCUGUCUUGGUUCUCUUUCUUUCCAUUUAGGCCAGUAAAUUGGAUCCAUGCGAGAAGAGCAAUCCUAAGUGGGAUGAGAUGGAGAGUUACGUAGCAGGCAAUCUCCACUUCCAAAUCCCUACCAGCUUGCUCUGGCCAUGUUGGGAGUUGGAAGGUGUUGCUACCAUCACCCUUCCAUACUGACAGGCUUGGUUUUGUUUUUAAAACCUUUCCUCCCGCCUGUUUCAAUGGGAGGGAAAUUAAUUAUGGCAGGUUCAAGCUAGCAUCAGUAGGUAGCCCAGUAUGUUGACUGUACAAGUGAAGGGGGUUGAAUGCAGUAGAUCAAAGGUCACCCCCAGUUGAUCCCACCACAAAUGGGAAAAACAAUGGCCGUACUGCUUCCAUGGCUCCUGGGGGCUUAGAGGGGCCUCUUAGGGAGAUGGGAUGUCCAGUCAGCAGAGCACUUCUCCAGUGGAAAAGGCACACUUCCAUCCUAUCCCCCUUCCCCCGCCGGCCUUCGGCAAGGGUUAAAUUCAACUAGUUUUCAGGGGAAAUCUUAAGUCAUCACUAAUAUAAUUUAAGUGGGACCUAAGUGCAACUAAGGUUACUCUGGAUCCAAUCCAUUCUGUGUUGUAGUAAGACUACACUGCCCAGAUUCUUUUCACCUCUCCUUUUCUUUUUAUGUUUAUCUGUUGUAAAUGUUUUGUGUUUACAGCAUGUAUCUGUCAAUAUUUAAUUGAUUUUAUAUUUUUAAAAUAUCUGUCAGAGGAAGCUUGUUGAAUAAAAUGACAUAAUGUUGG
This is a messenger RNA of Podarcis lilfordi (Lilford's wall lizard), 13267 nucleotides long. Lineage: Eukaryota; Metazoa; Chordata; Lepidosauria; Squamata; Lacertidae. The record is from the annotation of a GenBank genome assembly.